Messenger RNA from Phytophthora nicotianae INRA-310, 1416 nucleotides. RefSeq lists its product as hypothetical. NCBI's taxonomy places the organism in Eukaryota, Oomycota, Peronosporomycetes, Peronosporales, Peronosporaceae. The transcript is spliced from 4 exons. The coding region runs from base 1 to 1416 and encodes 471 amino acids. The record is from RefSeq and is a predicted model, not a curated record.
AUGUCGCCUCAACCGAAUACCCCAGCUAUUGCUGAGGUUGUUCAUACACCAACCCCAUCGGUGAUCAAGCCCGUCGAGGUCUCGAAUAUCGAUGUAAGCAAAGUUCCAGAAUUCGAUGAGUCGAUUCUCGCACCGGUGAUCGCGGAUAGCGUGAAGAUAUUGCAGAAGCGGAAAAUGAGUUCUUCUUCGAGCAGUACAUCGAAACGGGGCAAAGUAAAGCAGUUCGACGUAAAAGAAAAUUCCUUAGACCCCAUGGAUGUUAUUGGAGCGUUUAACGAAUACAUUGCCAGCAAGAACUUGGAUAUUAAAGUAUCGGAAAUGAUUGACAGCAAUGCGUACUUUGGUGGAUAUCGCUAUUGCUUUUACAUUCAAAAAGGCAACAAAACGCUAAGACAUGCCUAUUGUAAGAGCGAACAGAUGAUGAUCAACAUACCAAUCAUGAUUGACGAGCUGAAUGUUGCUCAAUACUGCGUUUCAAAGAAGAUCUACUAUCAUCGUCUAUACGACCUGUGUUGUUUGAUGAAGUGGUCAUGGUUCAAUGACAACAAUAAUACUUGGAACUUGGCGGAUCGGUUUGAUCAAGCUGCGGCAUUGAGAGUGUUUAACGAUUGGGAAACGUCAGAAUAUGAACCAAAGGAGAUCAAGGAAAAGAAAGAUAAGAAAGGUGAUGACCUUACUGUUCCUCAUAUUCCGAAGUUUCAUAUCUACUACGAAAAGGGAGAAUUGCCGCCAAUCUUCGAUUGUAAGAACACAGAAACGUAUCUUGAUGUUAUCAAUCUAAAGAAAGGAGCUGUUGCAAUGGAGAGACUCUACAAGUUUAUCAAGAACAACAUUGCUUACAUCUUGCAAGGUGGAAACGGAUAUUACUUGACUAAAAAUCGGGAUGCAUUCGGAGAAAUUGAUUACGUGGUCAUCAAAGAUAUCAAACAGUUUGAUAUGAUGUUUGACAUCAACAAUGCGAUUGAACUUGACGAUGAUGGACAAAUUAUGACUGAUAACACAGAAUUUGAUGCAGAUAGCAUUAUGCGUUUGCCAUUACGCGAUGCAAUCUACCACUAUCGUGACGAUAUCACAUACGGUAAGGUUGAUUUUAUGCCAUACAAUGCCAAGACAGGAGCUUGCGACAGUCAAUUGUACAAAUUCGAUUGGAACUCGAACGAAGUCUUUAACAAAUUCAAUGGAUUCGUUCAUACCUACGAUCCUAACUUUGUUGUCGAUGAAACGAAGUUCAACUGCUUUACAGAGCAUAUCAAACACAUUUGGGGUGGUGGUCGGGAAGAUAUUCUGAGCUACAAUAUGAAGUUGUUUGCAUGGUAUGUUCAAAGACCAUACGAAAAGUCAGGGUCAUGUGUUGUGCUUGAGGGAGAAGAGGGGUGCGGGAAAAACACGAUUUACGAGAUUCUCUCAAUCGUGUAA